Molecule: messenger RNA, 2503 nt
Organism: Bradysia coprophila
Lineage: Eukaryota; Metazoa; Arthropoda; Insecta; Diptera; Sciaridae
Gene: ewg
Product: DNA-binding protein Ewg
Biological process (GO): regulation of transcription by RNA polymerase II
Molecular function (GO): DNA-binding transcription factor activity
Source: RefSeq, a predicted model, not a curated record
UUUUUCGAACAAAAUUUUUUUCACAAAUUCUGACAUUCAUCAUCGCCAUUCUUCAGUCGAGAGAAAAUUGUAAAAAUUUCAAAUAAUGGUGAUAAAAAACGAGUGCUAACUUCAAUAAAUAAAGUGCUUUUGUUUUUGUCCGAAGACAAGCGUGAAAAGUGCACAAGGUAUCCAAUUUUUGUACGCGCAAAAUCGUGUAUACAUUCGACACUGGGCUUGCGUUUCUCCAAAAAAAUUGUUUGUUUUCAAAAUAUAAAUAUAAUAAUAAUGUGUCUGCCUAGCCGCUUUUCAAAGGGCAAACGCGAAUUUCCGUGCUGCGCUUCAUAAAAAAUACCUCAUGUUAUUCCAUUCAUAAAGUGAUUAUAGCCAGACAACCGAUUGCAUUAGUUUGUGUCAAAUGCACAAUUUUGUAUAAUUGUACAUUAAGCGAAGACGAACUAGAACAAAAAAAAGAUCCGUGAGCAUACGAUCCACUGAUUGAUAAGAAGAAUGCAAAUGCACCCCAACUGUAUAUAAAAAGAAAGUGAUCAAUAUGCAAUCCCAACAGAGCCCCAAUUAUGAGUACACUAUCACUGAAAUUCAAUUAGUCGACAACAAUCAGACCAUGAAUCAGUCAACUGAAACGGAAACGAUAGAAAUGAUGGACGAUGGCGUGAUGACUGGCAUGUACGAGGACGACGAUGACGACGGUGCCACCAGUCCAGAAAGUACUUACAACGAUGAUGACAUGAAGGACGAUGAAGGCAGGGACGAUGACGUUACCGCUCAAUUAGCUGCAGCAGGUGUUGUAGGUGUUGCGGCAGCAGCAGCCAUAUCAUCAGCAAAGAAACGAAAGCGACCGCAUUCUUUUGAAACGAAUCCAUCAAUACGGAAACGACAACAGAAUAGACUACUGAGAAAAUUGAGGCAAACUAUAUUCGAGUUUGCAACGCGCGUCGGUCAACAGGCAGUCGUACUGGUAGCGACGCCGGGAAAACCAAACACAAGCUAUAAAGUAUUCGGUGCCAAACCACUUGAAGAUGUUGUCAAAAAUUUGAAAAGCAUCGUUAUGGAAGAGCUGGAAUCGGCACUGGCUCUGCAAGCACCGCCACCUAUACAAGAAGAUCCAUCACUGUUCGAAUUACCGCCGUUGAUCAUUGACGGUAUACCGACACCGGUGGAAAAGAUGACUCAAGCUCAAUUGCGCGCUUUCAUACCGCUCAUGCUGAAAUAUUCCACUGGCCGAGGAAAGCCUGGCUGGGGCAGAGAAUCCACACGGCCAGCCUGGUGGCCGACUGAAUUGCCGUGGGCGAAUGUUCGAAUGGACGCACGUACAGAAGAUGAUAAACAGAAGAUAAGCUGGACGCAUGCACUGCGGAAAAUUGUCAUAAAUUGUUACAAAUAUCAUGGACGAGAAGAUCUCCUACCGGCGUUCUCUGAGGAAGACGAAAAGGCUAACCAAUUAGCGACAUCAAACUCAUCAGUAACCUGUCAGAAUGUGGGAGUACUAAAAAUUCACAAUUCAGGAGUUGUAACAUCAACUUCAACGUCCAAAUAUGCCGGCUCCAAAAUCGAAAUUCAAUCGCCAAAUACACAGACUAUUGCAAACGCACAGGUUUGCCUUGACACGAUGCAACUAAACGAUGUGGAUUAUACACAAGCCAUGAUCCACUCCAUUCAAAAUGCCGAUGGAACUGUAUCAAUUAUUCAAGUUGAUCCGAAUAAUCAAAUUAUUACACUUCCCGAUGGCACUACUGCACAAGUACAAGGAGUCGCAACGCUGCAUACAACACAAAACGAACAAGGAAAUACUGUGCAAACCAUUCAAGGACUCGAAAAUGGUCAUGGUGAAAACAUGACGGUUGAUUUAACCGAAGCAACAUUAGCUCAAGAUGGACAACUGAUAAUAACCGGUGAAGAUGGCCACGGCUAUCCAGUUUCAGUCAGUGGCAUGAUCACCUUACCGGUAUCGUCAUCUGUGUACCAAACAAUGGUGGCGAAUAUCCAACAUUUGCACACGAACAGCGACGGAACACUAUGCAUCACACCCAUGCAGGUACAAAAUAAUAAAUCCCAAAUGCACAACAACAAUUUCAAUAGUACCGCAUCAGUAAAAGUAGCACGAACGAUAAUGAGUACACAUAAUACUGAUACAAUAAUCCGAUCGUCGUCGGACAACAAAAACAAUCGCAACAACAACACGAUGGCCUGUUUGAUACCGAAAGUCGAGCAUGCCGACGCGGAUCACACGCAGGCGAUUGUCGAUUCGGACGGUAAUAUUAUUAUUCGGUUGGGUGAUAAUGAUCCGAUUAAGAUCGAAUGUGAUAGUGAAUCGACGAAUUCGUGAGAAUUAAAAAAAAAAAUGGGAGGGGGUUCUGGUUCGAUUGGAAUGGAAAAUUCGAUCGAUUUGGUGAAAGUGCAAGGGAAAAUAUUUACUAAGAAAAUGCCAAAUAGAGAAAAAUGAUUCGAUGGAUCGAAUGGAGAAAAAAGUUUUUUGUUCUCGAUACCUACGAGGAAAAGUUUU